Molecule: messenger RNA, 2454 nt
Organism: Halichondria panicea
Lineage: Eukaryota; Metazoa; Porifera; Demospongiae; Suberitida; Halichondriidae
Product: proton-coupled amino acid transporter 1-like
Exons: 15
Coding region: 28-2364 (778 amino acids)
Biological process (GO): amino acid transmembrane transport
Molecular function (GO): L-amino acid transmembrane transporter activity
Source: RefSeq, a predicted model, not a curated record
UCCAUUUGCGGUUCCCAACAUAACAAAAUGACCUCUAGUCUACACAAGUACAAUAUGAGUGUUCCUAUUAAUGAAGGCACCCCAGCCAAGAGCUAUGGAGCUGUGGGAGACUCGGUACACACUACUGUGAGCUCUGAGCCAUAUGACUCCAUAAGCAGUCAGACUAGUGAGGGAAAACGCAGGAAAGGUGCUCCCUUGCUCAAUGGACCUGAGUUAGAGAACAAAAGACUUGACCAUCCAACCAAUUGGUUUGAUGCGCUGAUCCACUUGGUGAAAGGCAACGUUGGCACUGGACUGUUAUCGCUUCCCCUCGCCAUCAAGAAUGCUGGCCUAGCCGUGGGAGGAGUGUCUCUACUGUGUCUAGGUAUCAUAGCCACUCACUGUAUGUUGCUACUGGUGAAUAUGGUGCAUGAGCUCUCAAAGAGGCACGGAGGGAAAUUCAAAACUUUAAACUAUUCGGAAGCUGCUGAAGUUGCUGUUUCUGAGUACACAGGCAAACGGAGUGUCCAAAAGUUGGCUGGGUGGAUCAUAAACUUAUUCUUGGUUCUUACUCAGUUUGGAUUCUGCUGCAUUUAUUUGGUAUUUAUUGCCAACAACCUCAAUCAGGUGUUCUGUUCAGCAUUUGGGAUCUCUCUAGCAGAUAUACAGCUUGAUGCUAUUAAAGCUUGGAUAGCUAUCAUUGUUCUGCCUAUAGUAUUAUUCUGUUGGAUACGGAACCUUCGAACGCUCUCCAUUUUCUCAACCACUGCUCAUUUCUUCAUGUUUGUCAGUCUGGGCAUCAUCUUCUAUGAGGAAUUACACCUUUUCUUCUCUGUGGAUCCCCACCAUCAAGCUGCUGCUCUACGUCCAAAGAAUGUCACUGAUGUCGAUGGUCAUGGUGGAGGGAUCCAUUAUUACCCAACUCAGAUCACUGGGCUAGCCCUCUUCUUUGGGAAUGCCAUCUUCUCCUUUGAAGGAAUUGGAGUGAUUCUUCCAUUGGAGAACAAAAUGAAAAAGCCCAAGCAUUUCAAACCGGUUCUGUAUGUGGGGAUGGCAUUCACAGUGUUUCUGUAUGUGUCAGUUGGCACACUGGGCUAUGCCACUUACGGGGACAGUAUCCAAGCCAGUAUCACACUCAACCUUGAGAUACGCAAAAAUGAAAUUGCUGAAUCAAUAUUAUUCAUGAUAGCCAGGAUAUUCUACUCCUAUGUGAUAUUUGCAACCUUCCUGCUCCAGUUCUAUGUUCCCAUGGACUUCAUGGAGCCCCCAGUCAAUAAGGGUAUCGAACAACUGAAAGAACAAUUUCACUGGAAGAGUGAUAAUGUGAAUGUAAUCGUUUUAUCUGCAUUUCGAACAGUCAUUGUUCUAUUAAUAGCGUGCCUUGCGUUGUCUAUACCUGACCUUGGUGACCUCAUUUCACUGGUUGGAUCUGUGGCGAGUAAUGCCCUGGCCCUCAUCUUCCCCCCUCUACUCAGUAUGCUGGUGUUCUUUAGACGUGACCACCUACCAUGGAAUGCUUCACCAUUAGUGGCCUUCAAACAAGCUAUCUGGAUGAUUAAAGACGUGUGCAUUAUUUUGCUCGGCUUGUUGGGUUUCUUCAUAGGGACUUAUGCAACUAUCAAGAACAUCAUUAUCUUCUUUGAAACUAAUACCAACAAACAGAACAGUUGCGUAAACUUUCUUCCUCAUUAUCUACAUAUUCUUCCAUUGGAGAACAAAAUGAAGAAGCCCAAGGAUUUCAAACCAGUUUUGUAUGUGGGGAUGGCAUUCACAGUGUUCUUGUACGUGUCAGUCGGCACCCUGGGCUAUGCCACUUACGGGGACAGUAUCCAAGCCAGCAUCACACUUAACCUUGAGAUACGCAAAAAUGAAAUCGCUGAAUCAAUACUAUUCAUGAUAGCCAGGAUAUUCUACUCCUAUGUGAUAUUUGCAACCUUCCUGCUCCAGUUCUAUGUUCCCAUGGACUUCAUGGAGCCCCCAGUCAAUAAGGGUAUCGAACAACUGAAAGAAAAAUUUCACUGGAAGAGUGAUAAUGUGAAUGUAAUCGUUUUGUCUGCAUUUCGAACAGUCAUUGUUCUAUUAAUAGCUUGCCUUGCGUUGUCUAUACCUGACCUUGGUGACCUCAUUUCACUGGUUGGAUCUGUGGCGAGUAAUGCCCUGGCCCUCAUCUUCCCUCCUCUACUCAGUAUGCUGGUGUUCUUCAGACGUGACCACCUACCAUGGAAUGCUUCACCAUUAGUGGCAUUCAAACAAGCUAUCUGGAUGACUAAAGACGUGUGCGUCAUUUUGCUCGGCUUGUUGGGUUUCUUCAUAGGGACUUAUGAACUAUCAAGAACAUUAUUAUCUUCUUUGAAACUAAUACCAGCAAACGGAACAGUUGCGUAAACUUUCUUCCUCAUUAGUAUGUGAACAUAAUAAUGUUGUAUAUAUAAUUUAUACAUGUACAUGUUUUAUUCUAAUUAUGGCACUAUUACA